Messenger RNA from Aspergillus glaucus CBS 516.65, 405 nucleotides. Its product is annotated as arsenate reductase ArsC. The record is from RefSeq and is a predicted model, not a curated record. NCBI's taxonomy places the organism in Eukaryota, Fungi, Ascomycota, Eurotiomycetes, Eurotiales, Aspergillaceae. The transcript has a single exon. The coding region runs from base 1 to 405 and encodes 134 amino acids.
AUGCCCCCCAAACCCACCGUCCUCUUCCUCUGCAUCCACAACGCCGGCCGCUCCCAAAUAGCCGCAGCCUACCUCACCCACCUCACCAACAACACCAUCCAAGUCCACUCCGCCGGCUCCUCCCCAGCGCCCACCAUAAACCCAAUCGUCGUGCAAAUCAUGCUAGAAGAAGGAAUCAACAUCUCGGAUCAGAAACCGAAGGUCCUUGGGCGCGAAACUGUUGAGGAAUGUGAUGUUAUUGUCACGAUGGGCUGUGGGGAUGCUUGUCCUUAUUUUCCGGGGAAGCGAUAUGUUGACUGGCGGGUUGGGGAUCCUGCCGGCCAGGGGGUUGGGGUUGUGAGGGGUGUGAGGGAUGAGAUUCGGGGGAGGGUUGAGGGGCUUAUUGAGGAGUUGCGGGUUUCUUGA